UCGUAACGAAACAGCGACGACGACGACGAUUUUUAUGCCAACGCAAAGUUGGCCAACAGUCUGCAAUUUCAGUCUGCAAACGGUGAGCCUGGUGAACGGCAGCCAAGACACGUUGGCAAACACAAACUAAACGUGGAACAAGUAAGAAACAAAAGAAACUAAAGAGUCAUUACCAUGAAGAGGGCCAAACGUUGGCUGUUCACAACAGCAACAGUGCUGCUACUUUGUGUGCUGGCAUCGACAGAUGCCGCACUGCCCUUUAAAAAGGUUUCCAUUGCCAAAGCAUCCGCCUCCACAACAAGCACGAGCACGACGACCACAGCAGCUCCGGAUUAUGACACGGACAAGGAGGAGGAGGUGCCAGCAGAAGUCCCAAGUGAGAGUGAGGAUAACAAAUCAGACAAUGCGACGCUGUCGAAGAACUCCAAGUUGACGGGCAUACCGCAAAUUGAUUAUAUCUGGGAUCCAAAUUUGCCACGAGAACUGCGAGGCUACAACCUCUCAACAUAUCCUUUCCUGUCCACCGUGCCACCCAUGGAUGAGAUUCAUUUCAAAUGCGAGGGUCUCCACGACGGUUUCUAUGCCUCCAUCGAGUACAAGUGCCAGAUCUAUCAUCAUUGUGUUUAUGGCAUAAGACACGACUUUUUGUGCGCCAAUUUCACGGCCUUCGAUCAGCGAACAUUCAUCUGUCACUUUGCAUCCGAUGUGGACUGCGAGGGAUCUCAAAAGUAUUGGAACAGGAACGAUGAGCUGUACAUGGCGACGACGACAACAUCGACGAGCACAAGCACAACCGAGGCACCUGCCACAGCGCCGCCAAGACGUCGCCCCACACGUCCUUAUCAACGACGCCAUCGCCGUCCUCUGCCCGAUUACUAUGAGGAAGAUGAUUAUUACUACAAUGACUAUGACGAUGAGGUGCCUCGCAACAAGCAGCGACCUAGAUCUCGGCCACGAAAGCCGCAGCCGGACUAUGACGAUGAGUAUGUGGAGAAGCAGCCAGCGCGACGCAAUCGGAAUCGGUAUAGGGACGAGGAAUACGACAGCGAUGACGACUAUGAUGAUCGUCGCAAGCGUCCAGGACGUCGCAAGGCGAUUGCAGCAGCAGCUGGCGGACGUGAAAGGGGAACACCGAGAAAGCCAGGACGUGUGGACGAACGUAGGAGUUUCAAUGAGGAUCGCACGGCGGAUGAACCGCGACGUGCAUCGGCGGGCAGACGUCGUGCCAAUGAGAAACGCACCACGCCCUCGACUGCGGAUUUGAUCGACGAUCUGGAGGAGAUCGAGAAACCCUACGGACUGGAUCAAGAGGAGGCAGCCGAGGAGCAAACGCCACAAAAGGUGAAGACAACGCCCAAGCCACUGGCCGAGUACAUCACACCGAAGUCGGCUGCCUCCGUCUACUCACGUCCACGUGCUCCCCCUCGCAUAGCGCGUCCGGUGCCCAUCAAUGAGAAGAAAAAGUAUUCCUAUCCGGUGCAAAAGAAUGCGGCUGCCAAUGCAGCAGGCGAUGCGGACGAAGAGGAUUACUAUCAAGAGCCGGAACAAGAGGCACAGGAGGAACCUCAGCAUGAGGAUGACUACGUUGAACCUCAACGCACGACGCCCCGUCGUCGCACUGUCGCCCCGCCCCGGGAGCAGAAGCAACAUCCCACGCGUCCAACGCUCCGGAAGCCCGUGACAGACAAGAAGCAAUUGCUCAGUCAAGACGAUCAGGAUUACUAUGCGAAUGAGGCGCCGCGUCGCAAGCGUCCGCAAGGCAACAGCAGAUCCCGUGGCACGCCAGCUCCUGCGCCAACCGCAGCGGAUGCCGAUUUUGUGGAUGAUGUGGACUACGAAGAAAAACCUUUGCCAGCGCGCAAUCAACGCCUGCGUCCCAAGACAGCAGCUGCUGCAGCUCCCGCAGCACGCAAACCCAUCCAGCGUCCACGUCAACCCAUAGUGCAACCCGAAGAGCCCGAAGCGGAGCUAGAACCCAGCAGCGAGGAACAGGAGCCAGCGCCUCCUCCGCGUCCCAGAGUCAAUGCAGCCAACAACGCGCGACGCAAUCAGAAGCUGGCUCAGGCAACCAGACAGCGAGCGCUGCCUACGGUGAAGACCACAGCGGCGAGCAUAGUCAACGAUGAGGUGGAGCAGGAGCAAGAGCCGGAGCUCGAUGAACCGGAACUGGAUGAGACUGAUGAGCCGCUGGCGCCGGCAGCACCAGCGAAAUCGCAACGCCCCGCAUCGAUAUACGCAGGCGGGCGAUUGCAACGGCGCCGGCCUCGCGUUCACAUAGACACGAAUACGCUGCUACCGGAGGAGCAGUGACCCAUUCCCAACUGGCUGCGCGACCCCAACAGCAAUUCUACGACGACUUUGCAUAUUAAAAGGGAAAGGAUCGCGUGAUUCAAACAAAAAGCUGCAGAUGUAAAUAACUUUCAAGAGAGAGAGAGAGAGAGAGAGAGCGUUCCAGGUGCCUAGGCAACAUAAAUACAUACAAUGUACUCGUACUUUUCUCAACUAUCUUUUUAUUUUAUAUAUAUACUACACAUACAUAUAUAUUUUAGUAUCUUAGCCACAGUCUACUUAUACUCUUAUAGUUAAUGCUAAAGUUUAUUCAGACCUAAGUAACACACACGCAAAACACACAACACGUUUAUCUUAAAAAACUAAUUAACAUAUCGUACAUUUACAUUAUAUAAUACUCAAUUCUCGUGAUAGUAG
Drosophila sulfurigaster albostrigata is the source of this 2706-nucleotide messenger RNA. RefSeq names its product serine/arginine repetitive matrix protein 1. Lineage: Eukaryota; Metazoa; Arthropoda; Insecta; Diptera; Drosophilidae. Gene Ontology annotation, cellular component: extracellular region. Gene Ontology annotation, molecular function: chitin binding. The record is from RefSeq and is a predicted model, not a curated record.